Fusarium pseudograminearum CS3096 is the source of this 960-nucleotide messenger RNA. RefSeq lists its product as uncharacterized. The coding region runs from base 1 to 960 and encodes 319 amino acids. Gene Ontology annotation, cellular component: nucleus. The transcript has a single exon. Gene Ontology annotation, biological process: ribosomal large subunit assembly; rRNA processing. Gene Ontology annotation, molecular function: nucleic acid binding; 3'-5' exonuclease activity. The record is from RefSeq and is a predicted model, not a curated record. Lineage: Eukaryota; Fungi; Ascomycota; Sordariomycetes; Hypocreales; Nectriaceae.
AUGGCUGCGCUUUCUUCAAAUUGGAAGAAGCUCCAGGCAAAGCUCAAAGAGGAAUCUGCAUCAAAGCCGUCUCUCAAGCGCAAACCGGAGACCCCAGCGACAAAUCCACCAACGAAAAAGCCCAAGGUCCAAAAGUCCUUUACAAAAACACCAAAAGCAGCAAAAUCAGCGCAAACAAGCGACAAGAAGAAAAUGGGAGGCGUUCACAGCUCAAAGAUUGAAGAGACGGCACCAGGGACCUCGACAUCUCUUGCGCUAUGGGCAGAAGACCACGAUGUAUCCGCAGAAGCUCUCGCUGAGGCAUACAAUUUGGGUGCUAAAGACAACUCGAUGAUGCUUGCUGCUGCAAAAGACAAAAUUAACCAUGGACUCACAGAGGGUAUCGAAAUCGGUAAAUAUAUUGCCAUCGACUGCGAGAUGGUUGGUGUUGGACCAGGUGGCCAUGAAUCAGCUCUCGCUCGUGUGAGCAUCGUCGACUUCCAUGGUGUGCAAAUUUACGACUCGUAUGUGAAACCCAAGGAGAAGGUCACAAAUUGGAGAACAGCCGUCAGCGGGAUCAGUCAAAAAUCUAUGAGAUUUGCCAGGGACUUUGAGGAAGUACAAGCAGAGAUUGACAAGCUUUUUCGGGGUCGAAUUUUGAUCGGCCACGACCUCAAGCAUGAUUUGGAAGCUCUCAUUCUCAGCCAUCCAGGAAAAGACAUACGAGACACAGCCAAGUUUUCAGGGUUCAAAAAAUACGCAAACGGGAGAAAACCAUCAUUACGAGUCCUUGCCCAACAGCUGCUAGGAGUUGAGAUACAAGGAGGGGAGCAUUCCAGUAUUGAAGAUGCGCGAGCGACUAUGUUACUUUUUCGCAAGCACAAGUCGGCUUUUGAUGUGGACCAUGCGAAUCGGUAUGCGCCAAAGACAGCGUCUGGAGGGGGUCAAAAAGGAAGCAAGCCAAAGAAGAAGAAGAAAUAA